Messenger RNA from Pezoporus occidentalis (night parrot), 9835 nucleotides. RefSeq names its product kelch like family member 26 (gene KLHL26). Bases 5393 to 7258 code for a protein of 621 amino acids. NCBI's taxonomy places the organism in Eukaryota, Metazoa, Chordata, Aves, Psittaciformes, Psittacidae. The record is from RefSeq and is a predicted model, not a curated record. Gene Ontology annotation, molecular function: protein binding. The transcript is spliced from 3 exons.
AGGGUGGGACCUGGAAGGCUAGCAGCGCUUGGGGCUGGCCCCAGUGUCACUUGGGGUGGCCUUGGUGGCUCUGCUGUGCUUCCCGGCACCACUAGGUGCCUCUCGGCCUUUGCUCAGCGGCUCUGCCACGGGUGCUGCUGCGGGAGCACCCGCGAAGCCACUGCUCCGCCUGGAAAAGGCUGGUUCUGCUUUUUACACACACGGCUUUGGGCCAGCGUCACUGUAACUGCCUGCUUCCCAGAGCCGGGGUUGGCGGGUGGCACUGUAAGGUGGGAGACACGUGAAGCUGCUGAAGGCAGCGCUGCCAGCAGGAGCAUCCAGUGUGUAAAGAGCUUGUACUGUGGAUACAUAGGGAAAUUUUACAUGGUGUAAACCCCACCGGCCUUUCAGAGGUCCUCUGUGGCUGGGAGCAGCACCGAGCAGCUGAACUCCUCACUGCUGUGAUGCUCCCUGUGGCUGCCACAGUCUUUUAUAUGCUCAGAGUGAUCUUUCCAUCUGCUCAGUUUGUUCCUGCCACAGCGGCUUUAGGUUUGGGGCUGACAAGAACAUAACCACAGUAAGUUUGAGGGGUGGGUAGCAUCUUCCCCUCCUCAGUCAUUGUAAAGGCUGAGGCUGUGGCAGGGCAGGAUGUUGUUAGUGAUGGGUGAUGUGUGUUGCCUGCUGCACUCUCUGCUGCUGGAGGAGGUUUGGGGCAGGACUGAGAGUGCACCAGGAAAACCCCUCUACAGGACAAGAUCCUCCGUGGUAGCUCUGGGUGUGAAUAGAGAGAAAUGGCAGUUCCUGGUAAAGGAUGUGCUCAGCCUGACGCUUCGUGCCCCUCCAAAACCCUAAUGCUGCUAGCAGUGUGCACAUCGGCACUCACAGAGCCCCUAAUUCAGAGCUGCUGAAUGAAAAGGACCAGACUGCUCUUCCCCUUGUCCUGGCACCAGCACCAUGAUGGCUCUGGCUCUGCAAUAGGAACAUUGUUAAGAAUCCUAAAAUCAUAGAAUAGUUAGGGUUGGAAAGGACCUUAAGAUCCAAGUCCCCUGCCAUGCUUUUUCCCUUCUCCCCCUAAUUUGGCCCAGGUACAGCACGUACUGACCAGUCCCUCAUGUGAAACUCCAUGGAGUAGCACAGAGCUUAAUGUGUGCAGAUAUUUCACCUUCCACGUUUUUGCUGCUCCAGUGCUCUGUUUGACAAGGCCAGCUUCUGACACACAUCCAGCUUCAUUAGUGCUUUUAGCAGAAACCAAAUUCCUACCUCCUUUGGCUUGCAAACAACCUCCCAUUGAAGCCUGGGAGCAGAAUGUGUUUGUGUGUGUGUCUGCUGAGCCCUGUGUGAGUCCAGCUCAGAGAAAGGAAAACAGGGAUUUGAAAACGUUUUGGGGACUUCUGUGGGGACCAGGAAAUACUAUUUAAAGAAAAACUCAAUUGAAAAGCCUCUUGCUUCACCUCACUCUCUUACCUUUGGCUACAGGGUUGCCUUGGUGCCAGCCUGGGAGAAGUAGGAGGCAGAUAAGCAAAUAGCGGGAUUAGUAGGACCUGAUUCAGAAAGCACUUAAACCCGAAGCAUUAAGGUACCUCCUGGCUUCUGUGAAACGUGGCUUUCAUUGCUGGUUCACUAAGGCAAGGCUGAAUCAGGCAGCGAGGGUGUGGGAGCCCUGUGGUGCCCAGUCCCAUCCCAGUCCAUCUUCUGAGACCUCAGUUCCUUCUUUGUGAGAGGAGCAGACCUGUAAUAGAGAUACAAAGGACUGGUUUGUUGGGCACGUAACUCUCCUGAAGUUCUGAGACUCAAAGUGUUAAAGACAAAAGCGGAGACUUUUCAAACCUCACUGUUCCGCUUCAGGCGUUUUAUAGACCACUUUUUCCCCCACAAAGUGUUGCUCCUUCUAAAACUCAGGCCCAUUUAUAAUCUCUUCAUUUGAGCACUCCAAAUUGCUUUAGUCACUUUUAGAUAGAGAUAUUAGUCUCAGGCUUUUUACUUGUAUUUAUUGCCUUGGAUGAAAGAGAGGGUGUCAAGAGAGGAAAAUGAGAGGAGGCAGAGGAGAGAAAAAGGAGAAAUUAAGGGAAGGAGGUGGAAGAGGGAACAAAGAACUCGAUUACAUGGUUUUGCUCACGUCUUCCCUCAGGAUGAUGAUGUUUCUCUGGAAAACAUCCCCUUCACUCCAUGUGUUAAUAUUUAAUUAGCUGCUCAGCAUUAAGGGCUUAUUGUUGGUGCUAAUUUGGAUGGGGAAGCGAUGGUAAAUGUUUCUGAGGGGGUGCUGGUGCCAGUCGUGCUGCUGGGCUGUAAGUAGGUUACGAGGGCAGGUAUUUUAAGUCUCAUUGCCUGGCAGCAUCUGCUCUUCCUUGCACCCAGACUUCAGGGAAACCUCCUAAGGGGGUGCAAAGGCCACAGGACCAUGUCUGGAGCUCCUGGGAAGAGGUUGUGAAGCAGCAGAUCUGCAGCAAAGAGCUUGGCCUUUUCCAACUCCCGUAAUGUUCGUUAGUGUGAGGUGCUGGGAACUCAUUUUCAUCAUUUGGGCAUGUGAUAUAAAGCCUCAGGAUCUGAAAUAUUACAGUAACCAUGGCUACCAGUGACUUAUCUGAGGGAGUUUGACUUUUGUUUUGAUUUUAAGUGUCUUGAUUGUAGUUUAAAAAUCAGAAUCUGAAUGUGUUUUUUACUUAGGCAUGAAACUAAAGGCAUUAAAUGAUUUGCAUUAUUAAAAUAUCUAUAAUGCUGCCUUUCAAGGUUCUUAAAGAAGGCCUUUAAUAUUCAUACCCUAUGUACUAAAUAAAGUUACUCUUCAGCUUUAUGUUAGUUCUGCAGCUCUCACCAUAGGAAAUCUCCUGCAGGCUCGAGCGCUCCAGAGGUGCCUUGCUGGCUGUUUUGCAAUCCCAAAUCCUUUGUUUCUCCCCAGAAAAGCUGUGGCAGUCCGUGCUCCGUGCAUGUGAACACACACACGCUGCUGCUUUUCCUCCCUCCUCUUCUGCACCCCAGCCAUGCCUCGUGGGGUCCUACCUUUAGAGCCUGUGUUUACUGCAGAGGCUGCUGCUGGAAGUUUGCCCUGUUGGAAACCCUGCUAGCCCCUGAGCCUCUCCUGUGUGAGAAAUCACCGAGCACCACCUGUCUGGAGAGUGGGAACACGUGGCUGGAUGCUGGCAGGGAUGCUGAGCUGGGAUGGAGAGCCAGCCCUGCUAGCACUGACCCAUCCCUCCCUCCGAGGAGGACCAUGUUAUGCCAGGAGGAAGAGGACAGGCAGUUGUCUAGCAAAGGAUUCAAUCACUGAAAGGUUCUCGUCUGGCCUGGUGUAAUUCUCUCCAUUUGUGCUUGUGCAGUAGUUGCAAACAUGCUGAAAUAUGAACUCAUGCUUGGUAAGCCUUUAAUUCCAGCUUUGAUGUUUUUAAUCAUCAGGACAGAUUUGGUAAAAAUGAUUCAUUAGCUUGAAACACAUCUGGGAUGACACGUGAUGUUGUGGGGGAUCCAGGAGGCAGAGGCAGGGGAUGGUUGUUCUUUGGGAUGUUCUUUGUGCUUCAUCUGGACUGACUCUUGUAGUGUGGCCCUUCAACACCUCUCAGCCCAUCAGCUUUAGAGGCCUCUCGGGCAUUCAGCCCUGCCCUCAGGUGCCUCCUCUCUGCAUCUGUUUCUGGUCAGAACUCAAGCAGCCCUGGCUCAGAACAUGCCAGCUAAGGAUGUGGUCAGCGUGCUCGGGGCAAGGAUGAGCGGAUGGCCAAGCUGCUGCAAUACGUGAGCAGCAGAAGGAGAAUUUCUGGCCUUGUUUGCCUCCCCUGCCUGCUGUCUGCCACUCCUUUAACCCUUGCUUUAACAUUUGCACAAGCCUGCAGUGUGUGUAUGGAUUUGGGUUGGUUUUCCUCAAGCUAAGGUCACAUACACCGCGCUGAAUGAACUCUUACCUUGCAGCGACUGGAGAGGAUUGAAAGCAAUCUGGCUUCAGAGCAGCAGCUUGGAGACAAAUCCCCAAUCCCAUUACUUGAUUCCUGGUAGUCCCCUUUUGAAAAUCAGGUAACAGUGAUGCUACCGGUCUUUGAAGCUGCUGCCCAAAACGCAUCACCCUUUGGAAUCCUAUUGAAUUCCAGCUGCCCUCGCCAUUCAUGUGAUGGGUGCAGUGAAUAUAAAGACACCUUUCACUGCUACAGUGAUUUCCAUGUGGGAAGUGGGAUUUCUGUUCCUGUAAAGUCACCUUUAUACCAAUAUGUUCAUGUUAGAGGCCCUGAUCAUGUAAACGUUUUCAGAUCCCCUUCCCCUGUGAAUCCUAUGGGAUUUGCAGUGGAAAUGCAGCUUGAUGUGAAUGAUUUUUAUGCUUUACACUUUCUGAAGGGUAGAUUUGCCUGGAUGCAGGCAGACACACUGGACCCUGCUCCAAGCUGGCGUGCUCAGUCCCUGCCAAAGGAUGCUCCAGCCACAGAAAACUCCACACAGCAUCGCCGCCCGGGAGGGGCUCCUCUCAGUGCUGUCCUUCUGACGACAAAGACCAACUCCCAAGGAAAAUUCCAGAAGCUCUCCAUCAGAAAGGGAAGGAGCGGAAUAAACACUUUGCCACUAUUGUGCGAUAGAAGGCUUUUAUCUUGAACUGCUGAGGAGUCCAUGCGACUCUUCCCAAAGUUUGUCGGCUGGAACAGAUUGUUAAGCAGCGAGUACACGGCAUAUCCAGAUCCCGAGUGAGAUAGGGACAGCCACACAAAGGCGCUUUCACAUGUUCAAGGCUUCCCUUUGUGCUUUAUUGCUGUGAAGUCUCUGACAUCCAACUGCUGCUGCUCUUCUUCCUCCCUUCCCAAAGGAGCGGGAAGCGAAGCCGUGCAGCAGAGCGCAUGUACCCUGUGGCACAGAGCCCGGCCGGAGCCAAGCCUGCUUUUCUCACAAGCCCCUUUAUACCAGCCACACUCCACACAGCGCUUGCUGCUGGUUUCUCACCUCUCCUUCUCCCACAUUGUUUCUUGCAAAGUUUCCUCCUUGGUUUCUAAGCUUUGUGUGGAUUUUAUUUGUGUUUCUUCUAAAAAUUCUUUUUGUUUUCCAGACUGAAGACUGGACAUUAUUAAUGCUUUGCUUCUUGGGCUUUUCCCCCCCUGGAGGAUUCUGUAAUCCUUGGAUCCUUUUAUUUUAUACCUGUAAACAGACAAAGGAACUAGUGCAGGGAGUUUUUCUGGGGUAGCUGUUCACAAUUACCUAUUGAAGUGAAUCACACAUGCAAACAUGUUUAUUCCAGCACAGAAAUAUCCACCCGGCCACAUUUAGUCCUCCAUCUAUUUUAAACUUACACUAUGGUUCUUAACAAUGCUUGUAAAACUUAAUGGGAAAAAGCUCAACAGAGGACUACUUCUUCAGGUCAAGUUGUCUGAAGAGGAACCUGUGCUGGGAGGGUCUGGUGGAAGCAAUCCUAUACGGGUAAAGCCUUGCGUUGGGAACAGGAAUAUUUCAAAUGGGUAUGAGAAAAGUGCUGAAGAAAAUUCCCAUGAGAAGAAUCCUGUGGGAGAUGGAGUCUGAUGCUGUUAUGGUGAACUCAGGAGUCACCAUCUCCCACAUGGCUGACAAGAACAGCACCCUGAAAUGCACGUUCUCUGCUCCUGGCCACAGCACCACUCUACUGCAGGGACUGGCCUCGCUCCGAGCUCAGGCUCAGCUGCUUGAUGUCAUCCUCACUAUAAAUAAUGAAGUGUUUCAGGUUCAUAAAGUUGUCUUGGCUGCCUGCAGUGACUAUUUCAGGGCAAUGUUUGCAGGCGGGAUGAGAGAAGCCAGCCAAGAUGUGAUUGAACUGAAAGGUCUAUCUGCAAAAGGACUGAAGCACAUUAUAGACUUUGCAUACAGUGCCGAAGUGACUCUUGAUCUUGACUGCAUUCAGGAUGUGCUGGGAGCUGCUGUCUUCCUCCAGAUGGUGCCUGUCGUGGAGCUCUGCGAAGAAUUCCUGAAGUCUGCCAUGAGCGUAGAAACGUGUCUCAAUAUCGGGCAGAUGGCCACCACCUUCAGCCUCGCAUCCUUGAAGGAAUCAGUAGAUGCAUUCACUUUUAGGCAUUUCCUCCAGAUCUCUGAGGAAGAAGAUUUCCUCCACCUGCCCCUGGAGCGCCUUGUUUUCUUCUUGCAGAGCAAUAAGCUGAAAAGCUGCAGUGAAAUAGAUCUCUUCCGUGCCGCCGUCCGGUGGCUGCAGUAUGACCCAACCCGCCGUGCCAACGCCAGCCAGGUCCUCUGCCAUAUCCGCUUCCCGCUGAUGAAGUCCUCGGAGCUGGUGGACAGCGUCCAGACCUUGGACAUCAUGGUGGAAGAUGUCUUGUGCCGGCAGUAUCUGCUGGAGGCAUUCAACUACCAGAUCCUGCCCUUCCGGCAGCAUGAGAUGCAGUCCCCUCGCACCACCAUCCGCUCGGAUGUCCUGUCCCUCAUCACCUUCGGUGGCACUCCCUACACCGAUAACGACCGCACUGUGAGCUGCAAGGUCUACUACCUGCCGGAUGCCAGCGUACGACAGUUCAAGGAGCUGACAGAGAUGGAGGUGGGCAGCAGCCACUCCUGCGUGGCCGUGCUCGACAACUUCGUCUACAUCGUUGGAGGGCAGCACCUGCAGUACCGGAGCGGGGAGGGAGCUGUGGACAUCUGCUACCGCUACGAUCCGCACCUGAACCAGUGGCUGCGCAUCCAGGCCAUGCAGGAGAGCAGGAUCCAGUUCCAGCUCAACGUCCUGCACGGUAUGGUGUAUGCCACCGGUGGGAGGAACCGCUCGGGGAGCCUGGCCUCUGUGGAGAAGUAUUGCCCCCAAAAUAAUGAGUGGACCUACGUGUGCUCCCUGAAACGCAGGACGUGGGGGCACGCGGGAGCCACGGUAGGAGGCAAGCUGUACAUCUCAGGUGGGUACGGCAUCUCGGUGGAAGACAAGAAAGCCCUGCACUGCUACGACCCCACCGUGGAUCAGUGGGAGUUUAAAACCCCGAUGAAUGAGCCCAGAGUUCUGCAUGCCAUGGUCAGUGCAAAUAGCAGGAUUUAUGCUUUGGGAGGCCGCAUGGACCAUGUUGACCGUUGUUUUGAUGUUUUGGCUGUGGAGUAUUAUGUGCCUGAAACAGACCAAUGGACCACGGUGAGCCCAAUGCGUGCAGGGCAGUCGGAAGCAGGCUGUUGUUUACUAGAAAAAAAGAUUUAUAUUGUAGGAGGGUACAAUUGGCAUCUGAACAAUGUCACCAGCAUUGUGCAGGUGUAUAACACUGAAACUGAUGAAUGGGAAAGGGACCUACAUUUCCCAGAGUCUUUUGCUGGGAUAGCAUGUGCUCCCGUUAUCCUGCCGCAGGGAAUGACCCAGAGAUAACUCCGUGCGACGGCGUCAGCCCGUGAAAUCGCCUCGUGUUGCAUGUGAUCAGAUGCUGUGGUGUUCCUUUGUUGUUUGCAAAUGGUAUUGUGCAUUUUGUGGGUGAGGGAAGGAGAAAAAUAGCUUGUGUUCCCUCCUCCAUAAAGUCCCUCCUCCUCUUCUGUAGUGUUCUGGCAAGCGUGUUCCAUCAGAAGCACUUGUCAGCUAGUUAGACUUAACAGAUGUUACAGCUGGAAAAAGCUUUUCUCUUCCUUUUUUUUUUUCCUGGUUGGAUGGGGGGUGCAUUUUGCCAACAUUUCAUAUUUGUAACAAUAUUCCACAUAGCAAACCAUGGCCAGCUCAGGGGGCACUGGGGACUGGGGGAUGUUCAACAGAGUUCAGGUGUGAUUUUUGUAUUAAUAGCUCCAAACAUGGAUGUCGCUUCUUUGUUUUUUUUAGCAAACAAACAAACCAAAAGCUGUAAAACACACUGACCUCCAGAAGCAAUAACGGGACAGUGGGAGCUCCAGGAGCUCAGGUGCUUGGAUCAGGAAAGCAGAUUCUUGCUUUUCAAAGGUGACUUUUUGGGUUUCUUUCCCCUUUUCAAAGGGGAAUACUUAGCCUUGCACACCUCUGGUCUCCGUUGGUUCUUCACUGCUUGGAUCACACUGCGAUUCCAGAUCCCUUCCUCACCCCCUCCAGACAGCAGCAUGAUCCUCUAGUCCAGAAGUUCUCCCUUACCUGGGGCAUUCAGCAUUUGCCAUACUAAAGCCAUGUCAAUAGCUGGAUUAUGUACAAAUGAGCAGGAUUCUUUUCCUUAUAAGUGCCAAGAAUUUGGCUGCCCUGGCAAUAAGAGCUGUGGCUGCUCGGCUGGGCUGAGCCCCAGGGAGCACCCAGAGGCUCUGGUUUGGGUCCUGCUGCCUUUGCCUUGCCACCAAUACGUGCUCAUCCAAACUCCUUUUGUACAGGAAAAGGGGUGGGUGCUACUUCCUCAGAAGCUUGAAGGUUUUCUCCCUUGACCUGUCAAUAAGCUACUCGGCAUCGUAACAUGAUGGAAGUCAAAGUGGAAUGGGGUUUGUUGUUCUUGUUGCCAGUGGGUAUUUUAAAUGAAGAGAUUAAUUUGAAGAUGACUCUGUCAUUUUUGUGACAUCUGUGUUUGCUGCACAGAGUUCGGUUCCUUCCUGAACUUCCUCUAAGCCAUUUUUUCUAAUUCAUUUGACCAAUUAAUAAAUAGAAGGUUUCUCCUUUUAUGAGGUUUUCUGUUCCAAGGGCUGUGUUUGUACCCAAACAAGUUUGAUUUCGAUGUAUGCAGCCUUCUUUUUAACAAACUUGCAUUCUGCUGUUGAAUAAAUACUGUGCUGUAACCCUUUAGAGACAAUUAUGUAAUGUCUGUUUUGCUUGAGCAGGCCUGUGUAAAGCAUGAGCUCCAUACCUCAGAUUCACACAAAGACAUUUAAUAAUGAAAUCAAAGCACCUUUGGCUAUGGUGCAGGGAGGAGACAUCUCUCCAUUUAGAGUCUAAAUUUAGGAUAAACCAGUGCAUAGUUUCAUCUGCUCCUAUCUGUCUGCUGGUUUGCAAUAAUAAAUCCAUGGAAGGUGCUCGUGGUUGUAUGCUGGAGGCUGUGCUCCAGCUCCCAGGCAGUUAAUUCACUCCAUUCUCUGUUCGUUCGGUCUGGCACAGAAGUGAGAAACGCUGCACAACAGCCUUGGCAGAUGAAGCAAGUUUUGAAGGGAUGAAAUGUAACUCGAUACAAGCCUCAAAGUUACAAAAUAAUGCAUUUUCCUUUGUUUUAAUGCUUCCAUAUGUUUAUUAAAAUGGUAUUUUCUUAAGGUAGUAACAAAUAGGAGGUUACAUGCUUUCCUGUUUGUCAGAUAUGAUUAAUCCUCUUCUGAGUGUGUCAUUCCUUCAUCAUUGCCUUCCUGAAAUCCUUGAGUAUUCUUCUCUAUUUCAUUUAAUUUUUCUUAUCAGAAGGAUUCCUGUGGCAGCAGUUGAUUCUUUGGGGGUUCUCUCAUAGAACGGACAGCCGUAGUGCUCAUGAACCACAUCAGAAAUGGAGAACCCCGUGGUGACCGGAGGGGGCAUCUCUUCACAAGGAAACUGCUUCUGAGGUACGUGUGUGUGUGUCGGGGGGUAAAGGGAGGAAAAGGAAAGGUCCUUGAGAACGACGAAGUGGCGUGUUUGGGCUCAAUGUUAAGGUCAGCCUUGCAAAACAAAACCUAACCUCUGUAUCAUUCCUAUCGGAAUGGUGGCUCUGGAGAUGGGAGGAUUCCCAAAGCUGUUCUGGAACUGUACUGAAUAAACAGACCAACUGUCACCUGCUGUGCAGCAAACCAGCCUGGAACGAGCAUUCCCAGUCCCUGGCACUGCGGAGCAGGAGCUGGGAAAGGCUUCCAGAUUCCUUCACCGUUGUGGCAGAGCACUGCUGCUCACCACCUCUCCCUGCUACUGGAAUGUUCUUUUUAUAGCAGUAUAAAUAAUUAUUUUUCAUAAUGUUAGCUGGAAAUAUUCUAGCUGUUCUAAAUUUAGCAGAGACUGACUAAAAUACUCGUGGCAGUGUGUAUCAUCCUCAUUGAUAAUAAAGUUUGUUUUGCCCUCUGA